This is a messenger RNA of Hylaeus volcanicus, 6338 nucleotides long. RefSeq lists its product as uncharacterized. Gene Ontology annotation, molecular function: ATP binding; nucleic acid binding. NCBI's taxonomy places the organism in Eukaryota, Metazoa, Arthropoda, Insecta, Hymenoptera, Colletidae. The transcript has 30 exons. The coding region runs from base 273 to 5813 and encodes 1846 amino acids. The record is from RefSeq and is a predicted model, not a curated record.
UUACUUGAUUCAAUACUAACUCAUCUUUUAAUUGGUAGUUAAACGUCUGGGAUGUGGUUUAUAAAAAUGUCAGUGCACUUCCAGAACAAAGUUUAUGACACAGGUAUUCUGUGUUGUUGGAAACUAAAAUAAGCUUAGUUCUGAGUUAAAUGCUUUUCUAAAAAAUACGAAGACGUUUUCCUACGCAGAAGGUUAAAUAUACUUUGUGAUAAAAUGAUUUGGAAUCUUGUAAUUUAUUUCGAUAAAUACAAUAAUAAACGGUGCACAUACUAAUGAAGUUGUCGGAGGUUAUUCGCACACUGUGUCUCCCUGAGUAUAUUACUAAAGUUUACAAUAAUACCGGUGUGGAAACUUUGUACACAUGGCAAAUUCGUUGUCUGACCAUUUUUUUCCAAGGGAAAUACGAAUACGACAAAUUGAAACAAAAUUUAGUUUAUUCGUCCCCUACAGGUUCUGGAAAGACCUUGAUAGCGGAGAUUAUAACACUAUGUCAUUUUAAGCAUUUGUUUGAAGGGACAUGCAAAGCGUCAUUCAAGGAUAAUGAACUCGCAAAUGUUAAUAACAUUCGGAAAAUUGCAAUUUUUGUUUUUCCUUAUGUAACAAUUUUAAUUGAAAAAAAGAAAUAUUUGGAAAAAUUGUUUAAAAAAGAUAUUAAAGUUGAAGUAUUUCACCAAAAAUCUUUUUUAUCAGUUACUCGUACAAUAGAAACUCUCACAUCGUCUGACUGGGAUACCUUUCCCGCACGCUUUGACAUAGCUCUUUGUACCAUAGAAAAGGCGCAUAGUUUAGUAUUUGGUUUAGCUCGAAUGGGUGUGCUUUGUGAUUACGUGACCCUAUUGGUUGUUGAUGAGCUGCACCUUGUUGAUGAAGCACCGGAUGGUAGAGGAGCUUUAAUUAAUUCUAUGAUUAGCAUGUCGCUAUUUUUCUCUUUGAACAAUCGGAAUUUUCUCCAAAUAGUUGCAAUGUCUGCAACACUACCAAAUUUAGUGCAUUUGGGAAACUGGCUAAAUGCACAGGUUUUUGAGACAAAUGAGCGCACCUCAACACUAACAGAAUUGCUUUUUUGUAAUUCCCGAUUGUGGGAGCUUAAACAUCAACAUCAUAAAGGUUGUUGCAAAAUACCUUCCGAUAAGUAUACUGAGGAAAUAUAUAAGGAAGGUUUUUGUUGUAGUUGUUGUUAUUUUGAACCGAUUCAUGUAUCAUUGUCGAAUUUAUCACAAUCGGAUUUAAGCCUUUUUUUAAAUUUAUUUAAAAAAGAGGAAAUUUAUCUAUUAGAUUUAUUAAUUAAAAAUUAUAAGGAGAAGCGUAGUACUAUUUUGUUUGGAAGGUCAAAACGUCAAGUUGAACUAUAUGCAGAAUGCUUAACCAAUGGAAUAUUAAAUUUAAUAAAUCCUUAUCCAAGUGAUGCUCAAAAAAACUUAUGCGAUGAAUUGUUGAGUUGCCAGGCAGCGUAUUCUACAUCGAAAGGAUCGUGUCAAAUGGCAAAAUUUGUUAUUCUUGGUAUAGGUUACCAUCACUCAGGGUUAAGCUUUCAGGAGAGAAAUAUUCUGCAGGCUGCUUUUUGUAAUAGUACUAUUAAUAUUUUAUGCGCUACUUCAACGAUUGCGGUGGGCGUCAACUUACCAGUUCAUUAUGUUAUCAUAAAGUCACCAUAUAUUGGGGACAGUUUUUUAACAUCUACGCAGUAUACACAAAUGGCAGGGCGAGCGGGGCGUUCAGGAAGCGGAAUGCUUGGCGUGUCAAUUUUAUGUUGUAAUUUAAAAGAUGUUAAGGCAUGCCGAAACAUAAUGCAGGGUUUUGUGGAUAUUCCAAGAAAAACAAGUAAUCCAAUCAAAAACGAAUUGUCAUCUUCAUUUCUUCGUUACGUGUUGGAAUUGAUUGUUUGCCUUUCUGAACAAUUUAAACGAGCGAGAGUUUAUGACAUUGGUACAAAGCAUGUUGGUAUACCACUGACUAUGAUAGAAAAAAGUGCUUUAUUUUUUUACAAUCGUUCCAAGUCUACAAUACGUUCUACGGAUUCAAAUGUGGAUGUGUCUUCGGCCUUGCAGUACUUAGUUGAAACUAAUCAGAUAUAUUUUACAACAAUACGACGUACUUAUCUUGAAGUUACAAUGCAAGGUCGAGCUAUUGCCCUUUCUGGUUUAGACCCAAAAGAAGGUUUUUCUGUUUAUGUUGAGGCGGAUCAAUUAUCAAAGCAAAUUGUUUUGGAUUCUGAGCUCCAUUUAUGCUACCUUUGCUGCCCAAUGUCUUUUAGUUUCAACAUCAAUUGGACUGCGUUGAGAUACAUGAUUGAAAAAUUGGAACACUCCGAUCGUCGAAGCCUUGAAAAUAUGGGCAUCGAUACAUCUAUUAUUCAAUAUCACGCUAUUGAGGGACGGCUUUCUAACCAAUGCGCACAAUAUCGGGAGGCAACGUGUUCGUACAAAAGAUUAUUCGUUGCAUUAUUGUGCACUUCUUUGAUUCGUGCUUGCCCUAUUCAAUCUAUCACAAAAAUGUUUAAUGUUACUCGAGGAGACAUUGAGAGUUUGCAAUCAACUAUUGUUAGUUUUGGUACGAUGACAAAAAAACUAGUACAAUCACUUGGAUGGUGGCCUUUGGAAACAUUACUUGAAAAUUUUCUGCCUUUAUUACGCUUGGGAACUUCGACCGAGUAUCGUAAUAUACUUCAGAUUCCAUAUAUGACAUUAAGAUUGGCAAAAGUUCUUUACCGAGUCGGCUUACAGAGUGUCGAGCUUAUCGCGGCAACGUCCGUUUCGAAGCUUUAUCGAUGUUACCAAGAACAUGGUAUUUUGUGUGGUCAAAAAGGGAAUUUUGGCUUGCUACUUGCAACGACAACAUCACAACAAGCGCGUAGUUACUUGAAAUUAAAAAAAGGAAAAGAAGAAAAUUUACAUAAAGUAAAGGAAGAGAGACGAAAAUUUCAGAAUAUGAUAAAAUUGGAUAAUCUCACGUUGCCAAACGUAGAAGAUGCUAGGUCCGAUUUUUCGAAAUUCUCUAGCUUGUCACUAAAUUACCCUUUUUCAAACAAAGUCGGCUUUUCGACGUCACAAAUGUUCAUUACCCCGUGUAAUCUGGAACCGUCCAGCACAGAGCACCUAGUAACAGGGUGCGCUAGCGUCAUUGACGGUGAGGACAUGUCUAGCGUAGAAGACUCAAAUAGUGAAACAUCUGAAAUGAAUGAUUUUUUUACAGACAUAACUGUAUCAGAUACAAAGAAUAGCGACCAUCAUAUAUUUAUCCCGUACUUUUCGAAUAAUUUAAAUUUUUUAAAGGUAACAGAGGGUGAAAUUACUAACACAGAUUCAAAUGAGACAAAGGAGACGCAGAGAAAAUUUACAGAAAAACCUUUUUUCUGUCCACCAAUUGCACGUGAUUGUUACGGGUAUAUUAAAUAUAAACAAAAAUUAAACAAUAAGGAAAAUAGUGGCAAGCCGCUGAAAAACAUUUUUGACAAUCAUGAGUGGAGGUUCUCUCUGCCAAACGUAACACACAUAUGUGACCCGUUGUAUCAAGUUGAUAUGAGAACAUUAGUAAAUUCCGAUCAGGGAUGUUUACAAAGUACAUUUAGCUUUUUGGAAUUUAUGCUACAAAGGCAUUCGGUUGUUAUUUUAAGUAUUCUACUGUCCAUGAAUGAAACGUCAAAAAAAGCAACUCCUAGUGUCUUAGUUGACACUAGCAUGUCCAUCGCACUGCUUUUUCCAUCUGGGUAUCUGUGUGUUCUCCCUAUUAGCAAAGAUAGUCUUUUAAAUCCAAUAGUCCCUGAAUGUUUUGCUGCUUUUUUAAAAUGCAGUAGCAAUAUAUGUGUUGUAGCAGAUAUUAAAUUUACUUUAAAAUUUUUUUUUUCAUGCAAUAAAUUGACUGUUGCAUGCUUGAUUUUGGAUCCAUUUGCCUGCCAUUGUCUGCUGACUUGUCAAAUCUCUGAAGCCUUGACGUGUGAAUCUGUUGAUGAAUCAAUAGAAGAGUUAUGCAAAAUGUACAAUGCGCAUAGUGACUGGAAUGGAAAUGACUCUUUCUUGGAUAAUGAAUUAGUGAAUAUUUGUAGACCAGCCUGCAUGUAUGCUAUACCCUCUUUAAACAUACAAUCCUUAUGGCUGCUUUUGUGCCUUAGUUCUGUGUUGAGGUACUGGAUUUUAAAAUUUAACCUUUCUAUGUAUAUGUGGGGAGUGGAACGCUAUUAUACUGAAGCGUUAGCGUGUGUUGAAUUGGCUGGUCUCCCUUUCGACAAGACUUUUUUUUUUGACGUGUCCCUUGAAUUUCUUAAAACCUACAAAGUUCCAAAUCUUCCACUGUAUUAUAUUAUCUCUUUACGUUUGAUGCAAAUUGAAAUUGAAAUUACUGAGCAAAAGGAAAACACUACAGAUAUUCCUGAGUUGAUUCUUUCUCCAUAUCAUGAUUUGAAUCAUGACCUUCUGAAUACUGAAGAAAAAAAGAAAAACUCUACGGAAACCUUGAUAGACGAAUAUCGAAUUCUGGAAAAAAUUAUAAAAUUAGUUAAUGCUAGUUGUACGCAUAAAUUGAAUGUAGAUGAAGGUCAAUUUGAAGACAUCUUUAACAUGGAUGACGUCGCUGUUUCAGAAGACAGUCAACUUCCCGAUGGAAAUUUCAAAACCUUAAAAAAAUCUAAUACAACAAAUCGUCUGUUUUUUUGGUACAAUCGUAUGAGAACAUAUUUUAAUUCGAUGGUCGCCCCUGAUUAUCGUUUUAUAAGCAGCCUUCAACAGGGUUUACGUUUUACAUUUCCUGCACGCUUUUGUCUGCAAGAAAUACUCGAGAAGAGGUCAUUGUGCAGUCGAAUAGAUAAUUUUUUUCAGCCAUUCUCUCAUGUAAAUUCAAGCGGCAAUAAAAUACAGCAGUCGCCGUUUCCGUCAAUUUGCUGGGCUUUGGUUGUUUUUAAAGACAGUUUAAACUUUACCUGUGAUGCGCCAGAGUGUUCAUUGGUUAAAAUACAUCAAAUUCAUUUAACGACUCAAAAUACUUGGUUAAUUGAUGUCAUUCAUCCAAUGGAGCCUUUUGAUGUAACUAUAAAGCAGUUACACAAAUCGGAACAAUCGCACAUAAAUUCUAUGAAUGGUCUUCUUAGAACGUAUAGUGCAAAAAAGAUUUUCCUAGUUGAUUGUCAUAAUACUGUAUCAUUAUUGCGGUCAAAGAAGUUGAAAGAUAUAAGCAUCGCUCAAAAGGAUGUUCAGGUUUCAGUGUGUAGGUUUUUUGUCUCUUUGGAUAAACAAUGGUUUCUGAUAAUGUGUUAUAAAGAUUUUCUGAUUGAGAUUUUAUUAGCACUACUCAGCGAUUACAAUUUAAAAGAAGUUCUGCAAAAAAGCGCUAUGAAAAAGGAUAUAAAUAAGUGGCUUUCUUCUUUGGAAACCUUUGACGAAAAGACACUUAUAACCACCAAUAAACAUGUAUUUGAGUGGAUUCUUUCUUUUAAAGAUGCCGCUUAUGCACUUGCCCAACAUGCUGAGAAAGCGAAAAACAAAGGGUUUCUCAUGUCCAAGCUCCACAGACGUAUUUACGUGACAAAUGAAACUAAAUUUUUUCAGUUCUACGUUAUGAAAAUUCUCUGUCAUGUGACAGCCGAUGAAAUCAUGAAAUUAGCGACGUGCGGCAUUCAAAAGGAGCUAUCAGGGAUCGGAGACUUUAAAUUUUUACGUCUUAUAAGUAUUAGUACUGGUAAAUUUUCUUUUGAAUGUCUCGGAAAACCCUUAAAGGAUACCUGUGAGACAUUCGUUAAAAUUUGCUGUAAAUCUUUUAAAUACAUUCUAGGUCACCAUAUUAACAUUUCGCUCACGGUUUCAAAAUAUUUGGACUUUAAUUGAACUUCGUUAUGAAUUUAAAUUUCUUAUUACGCUUGCUUUAAUAUUAUUUUUUACUUAUAACUAUAAAGUCAACGUGAUUAACUCGUGAGGAUUUAUCCUACAUUUUUGUUUUAACUGCUGCAGAAAUAAUUUCUUUGGGACAACAGCAUGCUAAAAAUUUUGCUGUAAAACAAGGAAUGAAGAUGACUUAGCUUUUGUUGAAAAUGGGUCGAAAUGCUAAAAUUAAUCGAAACGGAUCUUUCAUACAAAAAAAAAAUUUGAAGAGAGGAAAGCCGCUAAACAAUUCAAAAACUCAAAAAAAAAGACAAGAGAGAAAAGUGAAAAAGUUAGAACAAAGCGAGAAGGCGAGAGAUUGUGAUCAAGAUAAUGAUCAUCAAAUGAUUUAAUUGUUUAACCAUGUCUAUUUGUUUUUUUCAUUACGUCUUGCAAUAAGAAUUUUGUGUAAUAAAGUAAACAUGACGUUUUUUACAUUUAAACUUUCGUGAACGAUGUAGACAAGAAAUAAGAUAUGAAAUAAAAUACAAA